This is a messenger RNA of Pieris macdunnoughi, 396 nucleotides long. The record is from the annotation of a GenBank genome assembly. NCBI's taxonomy places the organism in Eukaryota, Metazoa, Arthropoda, Insecta, Lepidoptera, Pieridae.
AUGUCGUCUAGACGUGAUGUGGGCGUCCACCAUCGGAAUAUUCAGUAUACGUUGCUUGUACGUCAGGGAGGCUAUUUGUUCUCGCCGCCUCGGAAAGCUGAAGAUGUGGAUGGUUACAAACUACCUUUGUUGGAUCUUCUGCUGACUUCACAUCCAGAGAACAACCAAGUCUCCGUUGACACUCCUUUGGGUUUGUCGGAUCAAUGCGGGGUCCGGAGUACUGUGCUUACUACACGCCCUCCACGCCACGCCACGCCCAUAUCGCCGCCGUAUUUGACACUACGUCCGAGUUUUGGCAAGAGAUUGGUCUGCCCCACUUCGGGGAACCGAGCUUCUCUCGCCAAAGCUUAUCAAGGGAAUUUCUAUCACCCCUUCACUCCUGCACAGGAAGGAUAA